AGUUGAUGAUCAACAUUGUGGGGAUAAUACGACAGUCUCUUAUCACAAAUUGGAACGUGUCAACGAGCUCAAAAUGUGAAUUAAAAAAAAAAAAUAUACACACAGUUAUCACACAAUGUGUUAGUGGUACAAAUAAUAUAUAUAUUUUAUUUUUUGAUUGAUCAUGUCUGCUCUUAUUAAACUCAAACGUAGUAGUGUUCAGCUUAAAAUAGCAGCAAUCGAAGUUGGAGCUGUUAGAGCAAGACAUAUUGUUGCUGGACUUGUUGCAGUUGGUUUUGCAUUAUCUGGAGCUGUUGAAGUUAGUUCAUCAGUUGCUUUACUUGCAAAUCAAGAAGAUAAUCAUGCAAUUAUUGACACAUCAUGGCACUGUGAUAUGCUGGUUAAUAUCAGCAAACGAAACCAUACUGAAGACUUUGAAGUUAUUCUUCUUGAGCUUCCUCAAGAAGAACGAGCUGAAUCAAUAAUGCGUGAAGCAUUUUUAUGGGGUCAAGUUGCUGGACCAAUGCUUGGUGGUUGUCUUGUUUGGGGACGUUCAGGACCAACUGUUGUUUUUUCAAGAGCUAUACUCGGUGCUUGUCUUGCAUUACUUCUUGUUCCUGCAGCAUGGCGUGGUCCUUCACAUGUUGCAUUACGUCUUUUUCAAGGAUUAUUAACAGGUGCAACAAUGCCAGCAGCUCAUAUGUUUGCCAUGACUUGGUUUAAAAGUAAUCACAGAAGUUGGUUCUUUAGUUGUUAUGCAGCGGUAAGCGUUGGUUACUCAAUGACUGGUUGGAUUGGAACAGCAGUUGUUAGAAAUUUUGGAAGAGAUGCAUUAUGCUAUGGUCUUGUUAUAAUAGCUAUUUGUUGGUACUUUGCUUUUAUACAUUUUGUUCAAGAUACUCCAAAGUCAUAUCAACACGAUACAAAUUCUGCAGUGAUACCUUGGGGUAAACUUUUAAGAUCAGUACCAGUAUGGGCAUCAUGUAUGGCAACAAUGGGUAAUCAAUGGGGAGAUGCAACAUUAGCACUUGGAAUGACUAAAUAUUUAAAAUUAAUUUAUGGUUUUUCUACUGCAAAUGACUCGGUACUAACAACACUACCUCAUAUUGGUCAUUUUUUAGCUGCUCUUACUUGUGGAUUACUUGUUGAUCAUGUAAGAGAAUCUGGUAUAGUUUCAACGACAACUGCUAGAAAACUUGUUGUAUAUACUGCUCAUUUUAUACCAGCUGCAUUACUUUUUGUUGCUGGAUAUGCUGGAUGUCAAGCAAUUGGAGCAGCUUGGUUGGGUAUUGCAGCACUUCUUGUUUCUGGUACAGCUACAUCUGGUGCGAUUGCUGCAAUUGCUGAUCUUGCACCAGCUGAAUCACCAGCUUGUGCUGCUGCUGCAUGUGCAUUAUGUUCAACACUUGGUGCUGCUGGUCUUCUUGCUGCUAAUUAUUUUGUCACUCAAGCACUUCAUGGCUCGAUUGCUGGUUCAUGGAGAUUAGUAUUUGGUGUUGCAUCAUUAGUUUUAUUAUCAACAGCUGCUGUAUUUCUUGCUCUUGGAAAAGGUGUUCCACAACCAUGGAUACCAUCAGUUGCACGUUCACGUAGUCAUGAUGAUGUUAUUUAUGAACAAGAUACAUAUGAAGAUGUUGCUGUACAAACAGAACCACCUGAAUCUUAUGAUGAUAUUGAAAGUGUCAUUGAAGCACCAAGAUCAUUAUCAGUUCAUUCGAAACGCUCAAUAACAUCAAAUAAUAUUUAAUUUAAUUUUUAAAAAACUUAAGCUAUAGCUAUCAUUAAUUAUUUAUUAAAAUAAAAGAAUUAAAAAAAUAAAUACAAUAAUAUAAUGACAAAACAAAUAAUAAUAAAAAAAAAAAAUUUAUUAAAAAAAUA
Messenger RNA from Aphidius gifuensis, 1857 nucleotides. Its product is annotated as sialin-like. The coding region runs from base 164 to 1726 and encodes 520 amino acids. Gene Ontology annotation, cellular component: plasma membrane. The record is from RefSeq and is a predicted model, not a curated record. Gene Ontology annotation, biological process: transmembrane transport; monoatomic anion transport. Lineage: Eukaryota; Metazoa; Arthropoda; Insecta; Hymenoptera; Braconidae. Gene Ontology annotation, molecular function: transmembrane transporter activity. The transcript has 9 exons.